This is a messenger RNA of Trichoderma asperellum CBS 433.97, 1330 nucleotides long. RefSeq lists its product as uncharacterized. Gene Ontology annotation, molecular function: glycosyltransferase activity. Lineage: Eukaryota; Fungi; Ascomycota; Sordariomycetes; Hypocreales; Hypocreaceae. The record is from RefSeq and is a predicted model, not a curated record.
AUCUAGAGCCCCUCCCCCACCAUGAACCAUUUCUAAUCCUCGCUUUGCGCCAGAGGCAUUUACUCCUUCUCCAUUGACUGAAACGAGCCAAUUCCCUCUCUACACAUGACUCAAUUCCGACUCUCUCUCUCUCUUCAUUAAUUCAAACCAAUAACCUCCACAAUGUCAGACAAGAAGCGCGCGGUUGACUCAGACAAAGUCUGGACAACCCUCAUCACCAACCUCGACUACCUCCCCGGCCUCCUCACCCUCAACCACUCCCUCCGCGCCGUCAACUCCAAAUACCCCCUCGUCGCCCUCUACACAGACACCUUCCCCGAAGCUGGCCUCGCCGCCCUCCAAGCCCGCGGGAUUCCCUCCCAGCGCAUCGAAUACCUCCUCCCAACCGCCGGCAAAGACUACUCCAACGACCCGCGCUUCUACGACUGCUGGAGCAAGCUCGUGCCCUUCUCCCUCACAGAGUACUCGCGCAUCGUCCAGCUCGACUCCGACAUGCUCGUCCUCCGCAACAUGGACGAGCUCAUGACCCUCGAGCUCGAUCCGCCCUCAAUCAGCGAAUCUGGCGAUGCCUCCACAAGCAAGCGUGUCUUCGCCGCCGGCCACGCCUGCGUCUGCAACCCCCUCAAAAAGCCCCACUACCCCAAGAACUGGAUCCCCGAAAACUGCGCCUUCACACAUCAGCACGACGACCCGGAAACCGCCCAGACCGUCGGCGCAGACCCUUCCGUCGGUCCACUGGGCUUCAUGAACGGCGGCCUCCAGGUCGUCAACCCUUCCGCCGUCUUAUACUCCCAAAUCGUCGCGCACAUGGAGGCCGACGCCGCGAACAUGGACUUCGCAGACCAGUCUCUCCUGUCGGACCUGUACCGCGGGCGGUGGGUUCCUCUGCCGUACACCUACAAUGCGCUUAAGACGCUGCGUUGGGAGGGUGUACACCAUCAGAUCUGGAGAGACGACCAAGUAAAGAACAUUCACUAUAUAUUAAGCCCGAAGCCGUGGGACGAGACAAACGAGAAUGGAGAGUGGACAGGGAGCGAUGAAUCGCACAAGUGGUGGGUUGAUGCGAAUCGCGAGAGAAAGGCAGCUGAGAGGGAACAGCGUAUUAAUGACAAUUUUUGAAUCAAAUAUUUUUGAAUCAAAUAUGAGGGCAAUUUGGAUAUCGGCUAGAAAUUCUGAAAAGAGGAUUCUAGCUUUUCUAAUAUUCUAAUAUUAAUUGGCUAUGGUAUUCUAACAAUGAACGUAUAUACGCGGUAGACAACCUAUUUAUAAAUCUUUAGAAAUCUAGGAUCAAAACUGCCUACAACACGAAUAGAUUCGUUUAUUUGCAGAC